AUGGCGGCUGAGAGGGUUAUUUGUGACUGUGCUUCAGAGCCUCCUCGAUUAAGUCCUAACACAGGUUCCUUCCCAGAUGCUGACGUUUAUGCUCCGAGGCAAAGGCAGCACUCGCAGGUGGAAGGAGAUCUCCAGAUUUGCAGGCCGAGUUGCUUCUCAGCUGUGGGCGGGUGUGGUGACAGCACCCCAGUGAGGAGAGUCUUCCCCUCCCAGCCCCAGCUCUUCUUCCCUUGCUCGCGACCCGUGGGCCCCUUGCUGAGCUCCGCACCCAGCUCCCUGGCUCAGCAUCUAUUCCCUCGCGCCGGCUACAGGAGCGUGGACUGCGCAGGCCCGGCACGAAGGCCCCCGCCCGGCCCCUGGUCCCCGGCGUCCCGCCCCCAGCCCGGGCCACGCCUCGCCACGUGCGGCCGCGGGCUGAUAAACGGCUUCCGCGCCCCGCGCGCCUCGUCGCAGUUAGCAGCAGCUCGAUUCGCGCUGGCUCUUCCUUUCGAUUCCCAAACCCCUCCAGUGAGCCCUCCGUCCAUGGAGGGGGAAGAAACGUUCCUGGAGCUCUUCCUGGCCCGGUGCGCCACCCAGCUUGAAGAAGUCACAGAAACAUCUGGCAAUUUCUCAUCUGUGGAUCUUAGCUUCCUACCAGAUGAGCUUACCCAAGAGAAUAAAGAACAGACUGUCAUUAGAAGCAAGCAUGAAACUGAAGAAAAUUGUAAAACUAAAAGUUGGCAAAGUAGGUUGCCAUUACCCAGCCAACAGGACGUUGACCUGGCCUUAAACAGCAGCAGUGGGUCAAAUUCCCAUUCACAUCUCCACCCUGGUGAUGCUGGUGAUGCUGACUCAGCCCAGCCCUCUCCUGAGAAACCACACUCCUUGCCUCUGGCAUCCAUAACUCCCAUGACGCCAGUGACCCCUGUUUCAGGAUGUUCUGGAAUUGUGCCUCAACUACAGAAUAUAGUUUCCACUGUAAACCUGGCCUGUAAAUUGGAUCUGAAGAAAAUAGCUUUGCAUGCAAAAAAUGCAGAAUAUAACCCAAAGAGGUUUGCCGCCGUCAUAAUGAGGAUCCGAGAGCCCAGGACUACAGCCCUGAUAUUUAGCUCUGGGAAAAUGGUCUGCACAGGAGCCAGGAGCGAAGAGCAGUCUCGACUUGCAGCAAGAAAGUAUGCUCGUGUGGUGCAGAAGCUGGGCUUUCCUGCCAGAUUCCUCGAUUUUAAAAUUCAGAACAUGGUUGGAAGCUGUGAUGUGAGAUUUCCUAUUAGGCUGGAAGGUUUGGUGCUAUCCCAUCAGCAGUUCAGUAGUUAUGAACCUGAACUGUUUCCUGGCCUUAUUUACAGAAUGGUAAAACCACGAAUUGUGUUGCUUAUCUUUGUAUCUGGAAAAGUUGUGUUGACAGGUGCCAAAGAACGUUCUGAGAUCUAUGAAGCAUUUGAAAACAUCUAUCCUAUUCUAAAGGGUUUUAAAAAAACCUGAGUAUAUCAUUCAACAUCUCACAGUAUGUUGGUUUGAAUAUGUGCAAAAGCCCAGCACAGAAACUGCUGGAUUAUAGAUAUUCGAUGCACAUUUUGACUUCAGUUAUUAAAGUGUGAUUCUGUAUGAGUAACCAUGCCUAAGAAAUGAAGAAACUUUUUU
Orcinus orca (killer whale) is the source of this 1620-nucleotide messenger RNA. It is a transcript of the gene TBPL2, whose product is annotated as TATA-box binding protein like 2. Gene Ontology annotation, molecular function: RNA polymerase II general transcription initiation factor activity; DNA binding. Lineage: Eukaryota; Metazoa; Chordata; Mammalia; Artiodactyla; Delphinidae. The record is from RefSeq and is a predicted model, not a curated record. The coding region runs from base 1 to 1461 and encodes 486 amino acids. The transcript is spliced from 8 exons. Gene Ontology annotation, biological process: DNA-templated transcription initiation.